Messenger RNA from Pyricularia grisea, 993 nucleotides. RefSeq lists its product as uncharacterized. Gene Ontology annotation, cellular component: cytosol. The record is from RefSeq and is a predicted model, not a curated record. NCBI's taxonomy places the organism in Eukaryota, Fungi, Ascomycota, Sordariomycetes, Magnaporthales, Pyriculariaceae. Bases 1 to 993 code for a protein of 330 amino acids. Gene Ontology annotation, molecular function: aldose reductase (NADPH) activity. The transcript has a single exon.
AUGUCGUCGACCACAAAACGCACACCCGGGCCACACACAGCCUCGGCAUUGGCGGCGGACCACAUACUCACCACGGGCGCCGUCAUGCCCAGGUUGAUGUACGGCACGGCGUGGAAGAAGGAACGGACGGCAGACCUGGUGUUCGAGGCCCUCCAAAUCGGUUUCCGCGGCAUCGACACAGCCGCCCAACCCCGCCACUACCGCGAGGAUCUCGUCGGAGAGGGCGUCCGGCGCGCCGUGGCCGCAGGCAUCGUCUCUCGCUCCGACCUCUUCCUGCAGACCAAGUACUCGCCCCCACCCGCGCAGGACGUCUCCAACAUGCCCUACGACGCGAGCUUGUCCGUGACGGAACAGGUCCGCGUGUCGGUCGCGUCGUCGCUGCGCAACCUGGCCGCCACCACCGACUCAGACGACGAGUCCUACAUCGACUGCCUCGUGCUGCACUCGCCGCUCGAUACCCCCGCCGGCACGGCCGAGGCGUGGGCCGCCAUGGCUUCAUUUGUCCCGCACAGGGUGCGCGCCCUGGGCAUCAGCAACGCGAGCAUUGCCGACGUGGAGAUGCUGCUCGACGGGCCCAUGCCGACGCCCACGACGACUCCCAUGCCGCCCGUCGUGGUGCAGAACCGCUUCUACCCGGGCAGCCGCUACGAGGUCCCGCUUCGGGCGCUGUGUGCGUCGAGGGGGGUGGUCUUUCAGGCCUUUUGGACGCUCAGCGGCGACGGCGGGAAGCUGAGGCAGCGGGCGGGCUGCAUCAAGCGGAUCGUCGAGGCGUGUGGUGUCUAUCCGGCGGUUGCGCAGUAUGCGCUCGUCCUGGGUCUCGGUGGGAUUAGCAUCUUGGACGGUACGACGGAUCGGUCGCACAUGGUGGCGGACUUGGAAGGUAUUGAUCGGGUGGGCAGGUGGGUGGAGGAGGAUGAAGGGAGGAAGGCUUGGCAGGAGUGUUUGGCCGAGUUUAGGGGCAUCAUUGAAGGUUCUUAUACCUCCAGGGAUUAA